Messenger RNA from Babesia bovis T2Bo, 2044 nucleotides. RefSeq names its product putative integral membrane protein. Lineage: Eukaryota; Apicomplexa; Aconoidasida; Piroplasmida; Babesiidae. The transcript has a single exon. The record is from RefSeq and is a predicted model, not a curated record. The coding region runs from base 379 to 2013 and encodes 544 amino acids.
UACUACUUCCACAUAGAACAAGAUGUGUAGCACUAUUAUCUUUCAUUGAAGAAUAAUUAUUUUACACAUCAUACAUGUCAUUGACUUUUGCUAAAAGGCAUCCAACAUAGCGCUUAAAUAUAAUAAAUAUUUAUAAAAUUCUAUCAAUAAAUCCAGUAAUUCUAUAUAGGCGUCGAGCGUUGAAUUUGGCACGCUUGUGGAUGGUUGUACAAUUUAACCACAAGACAAGUUAUGCGGAAUGAAGGAUAGUUAACCAUCCGUUUGGUAUAAUAGGGAUCAAUGUAUGCAUGAAACACAUAUUUAUUGGAUCGUAGAAAACAGUGUAGCAGAGGAUUUAGACGCAGUUCGGCGAUUAUAUCAUGCUUUCUAUUCUCUACAAUGGAGGCGUAUAAUGCCUUGACAUCUCAUAUGGAAGAGAAUAAACACUUAGGAUUUAAUGUACACGCUUAUGAAUUUGGCAAUGAAAACCAUACUGAACACGAACGUGAUCAUAUUCGACCAAUUUCUUAUAAUUCAGAUCGUAAUACAGUAUCUAACACAUGUAAUACUGACAUAAAAUGCGUAUCUAACGACGGAUUACACAGCAUACGGGAUACAGACUCAUAUAAGCAUGAAAUUAAUGACGACAAAAUAAAUGUAAUACGCAUGAGGGCAGAAGCAACUAAUCGGUCACAAAUUAGCAGUUUGGCAUCGAUGCUCAGUGAAAAACAUAAUCCCAAUGACAGAUUUGUUUACAAUCACAUAAAAGUGACGGAAGAAGGUGGAUCAAAAAACAGGCAUCAUAGGUUGGAUAAUAACCGGACACGUUACCCACCGACGCCGGAUACAUUGAAUUUCGUUGACGAUGAGCAAUGCAUAUCUACCGUAUAUACUAUAGUUGCUCUUGGGUUUAUGCUACUCGCUUUGCUUGUCCCGGCAAUUUUCCACGUCUGCUGUCAGUUCAGAUUGUAUGGGAGCCUGUCGCAGAUAUAUGAACGUAUGAAAAAUCCUGAAACAAGCAAAAUUGGGGGUGCUUAUAUACAGAAAGGAGCUCAAGUUUUAGUUGAUCACAUAAGAGAAUUCGAAAACUUUUUUUUCAUUGGGAUAUUUCUAUAUCUGUGCAUUCAAAUAAUCGGUUUUUAUGUGACCCAGACGCGUAUUCGCUUCUACCUGUGGCGUCUAUGUUUGCUCUCUGUCGAACUGUCAAAGCACGAAUUUUUAUACGGAAGCAAACAACGUGCUGUAGAACACUUUUCGGACUAUGGAAAGCGCAUAUAUCGUGGUCAGCCACAAGCCUGCCGACAAACGGAAAAAAGUUUGGUGAAAGCCUUCGACGAGGCCUCGUCAAAAUUUGACAACUACCACGUGGACGACAUAUGGAAUAGAAUAACAUUCCUAAGAUGUCGAAUGAUGUUAUUGCGGAUAUACAUCCCAAUAUUCAUACAUGCGGCCAUAUCAAUUGGAACAGCUGCAUUUGUCUAUGAUAGGCGAUUUAGGAUGUACCACAGGGUACCAUUGGCCCACCCUGACAUUAUAUCUAAUCUUUAUUGGUAUGCUGCUAUACAAUAUGAGGGAUUCUGGUGCAUUUUAGCCAUGUUUAUGAUUAACAUAGUCACGUGGCUAUAUCUCUGCAACAUAAAUCGCCACAAGAUCCUAUUUGGGUUGCUUGAAGAAGCACAAAGUCAGAUAAGGGCGAUAAUUUUGGAUUUUAGCAACAAGCUAGCGAAGGAUAUUUGGGAUAACCAAAUGUUGCUAUUUUCUUCUACCAUAUAUGCAAUGGAUUCGAACAAAUCCAACCAUCAGGCAUCGUAUGCUCCCGUGAGGCUAGAGACUUUGAGCAGCCAAAUAAACUUCGGAAAUAUUGCUUCCAGUGAUAUAAAACGCCCUUGUCUUUGUCAUUUUUUGUGUCUACCAGAUAUGGAAGACACCACUCAAGAUGUACCAUCCUUUAUCGGAAGAUCUCCAUUUGAAGAAUUGCAUAUCCCUCUUCUGGAACCAGGAUUUCAAGAUACACAUAGAGGAGACAUCGUAUAACUGUAAAAAUGCAUUUAUCUAUUUAAUUAUC